AAGCGAGAAAAUGGACAUUAUCAAAAAUCUAAUAGCCUCUAAAUUGUUAAAAUAAAUUAGAUGGUUGUGAUAAAAUACGCAUUUCGAUGCUGAUCAACCACAACCUGAGUAUGCGCGUGACAAAAUAGUGCCAAAUUUGGAAUAAAGAAGCGUGUAUGCCUUCGAGAUGGAUUUUGAAAAGGUUGAAAAACACGCGGUCUAGCGUAAUAGUGGAAUUAUAUAAUCUUAUAGCGAUAGAUAUCAUAUCUUUGGAUGAUAUAUUCGGUUCUAUAUUUCCCGCCAACUUGGCAAACAUGGCGAUGGUUCGUCGUUUCCCGCCAAGGUGCUACGGGUCUCGUAUGGCGCACCCCAGUUGUGCUGUUGAGGUUUUUCCGUGAUUUUGAGUGAGUUUCUAGUGAAAAUCUGUUUUAAAAUGGGGCAAUCAGACGAUGUUGAGGAUUCUACGUACAGUAGGCACCAGGAUUUGUGCCAAAAGUUGAAUAUGGACGCAACAGCGGCUUCCGAAGCUUGGAAAUCAUACGAGACUAUUCGACAGAAUUAUACUCUUGAGGGUGAUCAGUUGCACUGGAUAGGAUGUGCUCUGUAUGUAGCAUGUCGAAAGUCAUCGACGCCGACUGUUGGGCGAACAGGAGCAAAUGUCGAAGGCAACUGCGUAUCGCUAACUCGCUUACUUCGUUUGUGUAAUCUGUCUCUGAUACAAUUUUUCAAUAAGAGUAAGAAUUGGGCGGAUAUGGCGAACAUGCCACAGGAUUUUAGGUCUAAGAUUGACAAACUGGAACGAAAUUUUGCUGUGUCGAUGCUGAUUUUCAAAAAGUACCAGCCCAUCUUUACAGACAUAUUUGCAAACCCAGCUGAUGAUAUAGCUAAGCCAUUGAGAUCCAGACGACAAAGAGCUCUGCCUUGUACACCAUCCAGGGUUUUCGAGUUUUGCUGGACGCUUUUUGUUUGCAUCAAGGGAGCAUUCCCAGAUAUUUCAGAUGACCUGGUUAACUUAAAUCACUUACUCCUGGCUUGCUGUGAUCUUAUUUACAGUAAUGCUUUGUUGGCGAAUAGACGAGAUCUUUUGAAUCCAAAUUUUCCUGGCCUACCCGAGAAUUACGACGAUCCAGUUUACACACCACCAGAGACAGCAAAUUGCAUUAUUAGUCUAUUGUGUAAAACUCGUGAAGGAAUACCUGUGGAGGCUAAAGUGAUAAAAGAAUACUACUUGAAGAAUCAUAUAAAUAAAUUGUUCAGAGAAAAAGUUUUGCGCGGUGACCAAUCGAAUUUCUCAGGGAUUCUCGAACCCCUAAAUUUCGAUGGUAACAGCAAAGCAGUCAACAAAGCCUACGAACAACACGUCCUUAGCGUCGGUGAUUUUGACGAAAGGAUGUUUUUGGCCGAAUGGAGGAGAGUGAGACUGAACGGGAUAUCGGCCAUCGAGAUGCUUGGCGGAGAUAUUACUUGCCGCGUUAAAAUUCCCAGACACUACACGUCGAAAGACGCAGAUGCCAGCGACAACAUUGGCUCACCAGCAAUCUCUAUCGGAGGGGAUAUUCAUGAACAGUUUACACUGAGGCGAGAACAAUAUGGUGGGCAAAUGCAGCACUUAGCACCACCGACACCAUUAACUGGGCGUAAAUAUCUUCGAUCCAAAGAUGUGGCAAACCCAACGCCCCUAUCGACUGCUACUCAGAGUGUCAGUCGUUUACAGGCACUUUUGGCUGGCUGCAAACCAAUGCCUAGCGAUACUUUGAAAGAAACGUUGAACACUUGUACACAGGAUGUCAAAGCUUCGAUCGAAGCCAGGGUCAAUGAAAUUGGAGAACAAUUCUGCAGGAAUUAUUCUCAAACCACUGAAGACAACGAUACUGUAAAUGCAGAUUUUGGCAGAAAACGACUACAGUUAGCCCAGACUCUAUUCUACAAGCUUUUGGAAACCAUUUUAGGUGAUGAACAACGCAAGAAGCCUAACUGUGAUAUUAGGAAUUUAUUGUCGCAAGAAAUAUUUCACCAAUGUUUAUUUGCCUGCUGCUUGGAAAUUGUGAUCUAUUCGUACAAGAGUCACAGAUCAUUCCCUUGGAUAUUGAAUGCGCUGAAUUUGGAACCUUAUUACUUUUACAAAGUUAUUGAAAUCAUUGUAAGAUCGGAAGACCAAUUGUCUCGCGAUAUAGUCAAGCAUCUAAAUUACAUUGAAGAAAAGAUCUUAGAAACCUUAGCUUGGAAAAGUGAAAGUCCCUUAUGGGAAGCGAUCAGAAAAACUGAAGGAGGCGUGCCAAGCUGUGAGGAAGUGUCUUUACACUCGGACGUCGUGGAUCCAAAUACACCGGGACAACCGGUCUUGAGACGCAUUGCACUCGACCGAGGUAAUCAUCACGAUGUUCAGCAGAGUCCGAUCUCCUCUGCUUCUGAAAGAUUUCAGUCACCGGUAGCAGCGACAGGUCUUGCGAAGAAAAGAUUGUUCUCCGACGGUAGAAUCGGUGGUCAGCAAAGCGUUCUCAGAAUAGGAUCUGGCCAAAGUGUUUUGCAAACUAAACUUUCUUCUAUCGACGGUGACCAAAAGCUGCUUUUGACCCCUAGUCCGGUAACAGUUUUAAAAACCACAUGUCCUGUUGGCACUACUACUCCUUUGCCACAAGUGCCGGUGAACAAGGAACCCGCAAAGCCGAGGAGAGGAGGUUCGGUGGCCCUAUUUUUCAGAAAAUUUUAUCACCUUGCUUUCGUUAGAAUGAAUCAUCUAUGCACAAAGUUGGAGCUGAUCGACACAGAUUUGAAGCAAAAAAUAUGGACCAUGUUUGAAUAUUCUGUAAAAGAUCAGACGGAACUGAUGAAGGAUAGACAUUUGGAUCAAAUAUUAAUGUGCGCUGUAUACGUGAUUUGCAAAAUUGCUAAAAUAGAAAAAAAUUCGUUCACGGAAAUCAUGCGAUGUUAUAGAUUACAGCCACAAGCAGAGUCUCACAUAUAUAGAUCUGUUCUAAUAACAAAGACCAGUCAAAACGAUACAAAUAACAGAGAACUGGAUAUUUCUGAUGAUAAUACAACACAAGACGAUGGCACAGCCCCGCCAACUCCAUCUUGCAUGGCUGGAACUUCUCAAAACUUUGGUCCCGAGACGCGAGGGGACCUAAUCAAAUUUUACAACACGGUUUACGUACCGCAAGUAAAAGAAUUUGCCAACAAGUUUCCGUCCAGGGGAGAAUCCAUGAAUUUGACCUUGAGUCCUUUACCAAAGAGUAAACCCACAGCAAAGUCACCGGUCAGGCGUGUCACAAAUAGCGUUAUGACGAGAACAUUGGACUCAAAAGCUAUGACAGCUUCACCUGCGCCGCAGCUUAGCUAUUGCUUCAGCCGCAGUCCUGCAAAGGAUCUAGAAGCUAUAAACAGAAUGAUGAUAUCUGUUGACGCAAGAAAAUCAGUUGGCAAACGGCUUCUAACAGAUCUCACCGAUGUCGAUAUGACAAGUGCAGAACAAUCCCCUGCAAAAAAAAUCACGACUCCUUUAGUGGCCAAGAAACUAGAAAACAUCAUGGGCGAACGCCGUACGCAAAACCAGUAAUAAUCGAGUAAUCAAAUUUGUAACUUUACCUUGAACCGAAAGAACAUUUGCGUUGUAUUUAAUCGAGUACCGUGGAAUAUUAGACAACCAUCUGUUUUUUUUUUUUGACAAAGAUGAGUGGAUAAGUUGAUAUAUAUAUAUAUAUAAUAUUAUUAAUAUUAUUAUUAUUUUUUUUUAUUAAACGGGAUUCGAAUUGGCAGUGUUGAUUCAUUGUGAAUUUGUUGUAUAGAUUAUACUUGGAACGAGCAAAGUAAAUUUCACUUCUCUGAAAUUUAUCUGAGAACUAAAGAAUAUAGAUUAUUAAGUACACAUCAUGUUAUGUAUUUGAACUUGUGUAAGUAUGUACAUUUAUACAAGAGGUGGGCGGUGUAUUUAAUUAAUCCGUUGAACGAUGUAAAAGUUGGUAAAAAAAACGAAAAAAAAUGAAACAUUUGUUUAUGAAAAGAAAAAGAAUUGAAAGAGCUCAAUCAAAAAUUUUGCUCUCAGUUAACUAUUUCAUUACCUCAGUCUUAUUGCGGCGCGUGGUUAAAUUAAUCGUGGUUUUCUUUUUCCAUCGCGUAUAAAUGGUCUCAUUCUUAAUUCAAAAUAAUUGAUCGCAUCAUUUUCUUUUCUAAGCGUUGAUUUGGGAUUUUGAUCCAAAGCUCGCCCACCUCUGUUUGCUCACACCUGAAAUAAUUAAAUUUCAAUUUGUUUUUCGUUAAUAUUGAACACGUCUGACAGACUAUGACCCUCUGACAUUACUUUUAAUUGAAUUAGACUUGAAAAUUAUUGAGUUUUGUAUAAACUUAUCGCAAAGAAGAUCAAAAACAAAGCACUAAUGCAUUAAUCUGGUAUUGAAAAUACCCAAAAUUCAAGGUACUGCUGCAUCAGUGAAACUUCAUAAUAUUCGUAUGAAUAAAACUUUGAAAAUGGUUUCUAUUUUUGCAUAUCGUUGCUGCCAAUUGAACGAUAAUUGUUUGUUUUUCCGAUGAAGCCAGCGAACUGCAGUUCUUGUAAAUUAUAGACAAUUUCAUGACUGAACAUUUGUGAUAUCCAGAAAAAAAUAUAAGGACUGCAGAUGUCGAGUUAAAUUUUGCUAAUGGUAUUUACUCUAGUGGUCUAUAUUUUUCUACGCAUACAUACUGGCAUAUGCUUAGAAAUUCAAUAUUCUUUCCACUAAAGAUAUUAAUAUUAGGAACUGUUUCUUCUUUUGUGUUCAAUUUCACAUCAAUUUGAAUAAUGGUACAAAGUGAACAGUAUGUAACUUACUCGACUAGUUUAUACUAGAUAUAUUUUUUCUUUUUAAUUUAUAACAUUGUUAGAAAAUUAAAGAAAAAAAAGAAAAAACGGGUCUCAUCAGCGCCCCACUUAAUUCAAUAAUUAAUCUUUAUUUUUAAAUUUAGAAGAAAAAAAAAUUCGUUACAAAAAAAUUUAUAUAAUCUUGUACAAAUUAAGAUAAUUUGACUGAAUAUUUUAUCUGUUUGAAAGAAACAUUUACAUUCGUGGCAGCAUUGUACCAAGUGUGUUGUUUAAUAUCAUUAAUUUUUUCUUUUUUUUUUCUCUUUCAUUUCGGCUAUUCAUCGUUCUCGUUAUACGACCCACUUUUUUACAAUGUAAAUUCAUUCAUAUAUCAAUGAUAUUCAUAUAGAUUUGCUUAAUCAAAAUGAAUAAAUUUGAACAGCGUUCGUUCAUAGGUGGUUGGUACGGUAAACCUCGGUUUAGUUACCAAUUUAUUGAAGGUGCGAUGUAAAAGGAAGUAUAUGGUUCUCAGGAGAGUUGACGUUGCGAUUCGGGUGAUAUAAGUAUGUAUAUAUAUAUAUACUUACAUAUAUGUAUAUACAUUAAAGUAUAUAUAUAUAUACACAGAAAUAAAAUAUACUUUUUAGAAUAGGUUACGAUAUUACUUAUGUAAAAUUGUUUGAUUCAUUUUAUCUAUAAUAAUGGUUCAAUUCAUGCGAUUAACUUGUACAACUUUUGUCUCUACGGUAUCUUUGAGUCCAGAUUAAAAACUGUCGAUCAUGUUUACUCUUUCGGAAUAUCAGCUCGGUAUAUUUCAUAAGCAAUUCGUUGCAUGAUGGAUUUAUUUGCAUUAAUAGAAUUUGUUGUACCACUGUACUAAUGUUCAAUCGUAAUAUCAUGUCUAAGUGUAUAUGCUAGAUUUACGGUAAAAAAUAAUCCGUAUCACAGCCAGUAGCUGUUCCGUUUAAGAUUUUUAAAACUAGAAUUUAUAGCGCUAGGUAUAUCAGCUUUUCAUUAAUUACAUAUACUAUAUGAAAAUAUGACUUUGUAAUAUCUGAAGAAAAAUGUCUCGCAUAACAUGAAAAUGACAAUUGAUCAA
Messenger RNA from Athalia rosae (coleseed sawfly), 5852 nucleotides. Its product is annotated as retinoblastoma-like protein 1. The coding region runs from base 413 to 3535 and encodes 1040 amino acids. Gene Ontology annotation, molecular function: RNA polymerase II transcription regulatory region sequence-specific DNA binding. The record is from RefSeq and is a predicted model, not a curated record. Gene Ontology annotation, biological process: negative regulation of G1/S transition of mitotic cell cycle; cell differentiation; regulation of transcription by RNA polymerase II. NCBI's taxonomy places the organism in Eukaryota, Metazoa, Arthropoda, Insecta, Hymenoptera, Athaliidae. The transcript has 9 exons. Gene Ontology annotation, cellular component: nucleus; chromatin; transcription regulator complex.